Chara braunii is the source of this 2800-nucleotide messenger RNA. The record is from the annotation of a GenBank genome assembly. Lineage: Eukaryota; Viridiplantae; Streptophyta; Charophyceae; Charales; Characeae.
UGGGCCCACGAAUUCAACCUGCAUUACGUCGGGGCAUGAGGUGUUGAAACGACUUUCACUGGAUAAUUUUUCGGUGUGGACAAGCCAGGUCUACCAGUGCAUUCUCAUUUGCGUUGUCCAUGGCCUUGCAUGUUUCAUUCUGACCAUUAACAAGCCAAAAUACGAGCCUCUUGCACUGAAUACUGGAAAGACUGGAAACGAUGGUGCUACGAAAUCCUCGGCGGAAAACAGGCCUAUGGAGCACUCCUCAACAGUAGUCAUGGAAGGACCUCAGCGAAAUCCCACUUAUUGAUGUCGUCAGCGUGGCAAGCCUACAACCUUGCAUCGGAAGACUUGAACAUGGUCAGAUCUGCAUCCAAGAACACAUUCGAGCAAGCUCUGCCAUCGGUUCUGCUAGGCUCUUGCGUGUAAGAUUUUGCCACUGGUGAUGAACGAGAAAUAGGCAUGACAAAGCUUGUUUGCAGGACACUGAGCUGAUACUUUUGAGGUCCAGCAUCUGGUCGUCAAUCCACGCCUGGUACAGGCGGUGGUUCUUCAUGGGAGUACUGAACCGACCAAAGGGAUUUCCAGAGCCAAAGUAAACCAAGGUGCUACUCUUUGUCAAUAGCGAGUGCAGCGCAUUGUUAACCGUGACAUACAGACGCUUGUCCCCAGGAAUUUCCAAGAGAAGGCCCAAAAGGAAGGCUCAAUCACCGGUUCCAUCACGAGGAUGAAAUGCUGUGUGAACCUUGGGGCUGUCAAUAUGGAGGAGGUGGGCCAUGAUCCCAUGCACUCUUACUUAGCAUGUGAUCUUGGGCGGGGAGGGGGCGGAGGGUGUUGGAAUUGUGACCUCGACUCCUGGAGUUCUGUCUGCAGACUGCGACUUAUACAGCAGGGAAGUUAGGUUCAACGUAUGGUUACACGGCUACAGUUCACCUGGCUACGGUGCACCUGGACACGGGUCAGAUCUAGGGGGGAGGGAAGUCGUAACCUGGAGUUCUGUCUUCAGACGGCGACUACAGGUGAUUUCUCAACCAUGCUACAAGAGAUUGAUUAUACAGAAGGGAAGUUAUGUUCAGCGUAUGGUUACACGGCUGCGGUGCACCUGGACAUGGGUCAGAUCUGGAGGGAUAUCCAUACUUGUUUUAUCUUUGAAGAAACAAGAAUUGUAUUUUAUGAAUUUUUAUCCAAUUUCUACUAAUCUAAUAGUCUUCUAAUUGUAAAAAUGGAGCGUGAUUCUUCAAUUUUUUUUAAAUGUGUGUUAAUAUUAUUAUAGUAACAUGAAAUUAAUAAUUAUUGAUAUUCUAUUUCUUUUCGGAACUGCUGCACGGAACUACCAAGCAGUAGAAAAUAUGAUGACCCUGGAAAAUCUAGCAGAUUGCAGAUCUCUCUCUCUCUCUCUCUCUCUCUCUCUCUCUCUCUCUCUCUCUCUCUCUCUCUCUCUNCUCUCUCUCUCUCUCUCUCUCUCUCUCUCUCUCUCUCUCUCUCUCUCUCUCUCUCUCUCUCUCUCUCUCUUUUUUUUCGGCCCUCAUGCCCGGGUUUGGCAACCGGACGGAAGAGCCUGAAGCUGGCGAAGGUUUCAUUCAAGGGGAGAUUCUCAUAUGAGUUCGCAUGUGGCGUGGGAGGAGCACCUGUUUUGGCACAACGCCUUGUCCAACUGCCUGAGGAUGUACAAGACCCAAAACCUUCAUGGCCUCUGCUCGGAGUUAGCGAAGGCAGAGGGUUAACAUGCCCUGCUUUAAACCAGCCUUGACGCCAUCACCGAGAACUUUGGGGCUUUUCGGGCCUCGGGGCAACCGGACAGAGAUGACUGCCACCGCCAGCCAAAUCAAAAAGAAAAAUGUCGCACUGGCACUUCGGCAAAUUGCGGCGCGCAGGGGGAGGGUUGGUUCAGCGAAACAGCCUCGGGCGUACUGUUGGUUUCAACCACGAGUGCCUUUGCCCUAUAUUGGUCGCGCGCCCUGCACGCCUUUCGCAUUUGGGAUGUUAUCUGGAUAGCGCGUGCGCCUGCGCCUGCCCGGGGCCGGCCUUCGUGUUAACGGGCGGGCAUUUUAUUUUUGCCUGGGAAAGGUAUUGGCACUUUAAGUUUGUCAGGAUAGUAUAGUGGCCCUUGACCUCACGCACAACCAGGUGAAGGACGAGAUCCGAAUAUUGAUGGACAAGUGCGAUAUCGCAACGCGCAUUGACAUGGGUGAUUAGUGCAUACAGCUCGCCGCUCCGCCUUAAAGCCUUGCUUCCUAUUGCCAUUGCCAUUGUAGCACGUGUGUAGCCCAGCCCAUAAGGGCCAUGUGGACUUGACAUCAUCCCCACCUUCCUCCUGUAUAUCACUGGCAGUUUUUUGUGAGUGCAGCACAUCCUUGCGGUGUCUUAGCAAUGCUAAACGCGGACUUUACGCAUGGGUCCCAGGCUUGGCUAACAUAGCCUUUAUGUACAGGUCCUUCGUGCGAAUCUCCCAAGCAGCAACGUACGUUGCCACGAGUAGCGCGUGCAUAACUUGAACAGUUCAGGCCUGUGGCUGUGGCUAACCGAACAGAAACUUUACUCAUAGGUCCCUCUGUUAGGCCUGGAUGACAGAGACUUCAUGCACAGGUCCUUUGUUCGAAUCUCAUGUGCAGCAACGCGCGUUAUUGCCAUGAGUACUGAGUGUAUAAAUAACACAAGUUAAUAUGUGUGGCUUGCCUUACAGAGGGGAGGGUUUAGUACUCAGAGAGCCAGAGGUCCUAGGCUUGUUGGCUAACAAAGACUUUGCUCACAGGUCCUUUGUUUGAAUCUCUUCUUUAUUUCUUUUUUUGUUUUGACAAAACAAAAGCCUCCUUCAUAU